AGAGAAAACAAAGAAAAACGUGUUGUUUUCAUGCCGGGUCGAGGAAUUUUUUAAGAUUUUGAUCUUAGAAGAUCAUAAAAUUAGACCAAAAGUUGUUUAAAAGCUACUCAAACAAUAGCAAUUCAGCCCCGUUCUUAUGUUACACGGCUUCCGUGACUAAGAAUUGAAAUGGAAGGGACAGAAGAUGAUGGCCAAGGUUAUGGGAUUCUUGAUGUUAAACUGGCAGAAACUGAAGAAGACGAACGGAUCGCUAGUCUGAGGAACCACAUUGAAGAUUUGCUGGAGAGAAAUUUGAAAAGUCAGAAGGAUUUUGAUGCGUUGAAAUCAAAGUAUGAGAGCCGAGAAAAGGAACUGAGUGCUAGCAAUGGGCAAAAAUAUGAUGCCCUUGCAAAGGUGGCCGAGCUGACGGCUCUCCUGCACCAGAGGGAUGAUGCAGUGAAAAACUUGAAGACUGACGUGGACAUGUUGGGAGCCCAAUUGGCUGAAGCUUCGAGGGCAAAGAACAAUGCCCUCCUCAAGUUAGACAAUAUAUCAAGUAGAGAGGAGUCUCUCGAGAACAGAAAAAGAAUGAUGGAGCAGGAAAUGGAACUUCUGCGAGGACAAAUUCGCAGCUACGAACAGAGAGUUGAGCGUCAGGAGGCAGAACUUGUAGACGCAACAUCUACGUCCAGAGUCGUCCAGCUUGAAAGCCAAUUGCAGAGGCUCAUUGAUGAGCUCGCUGCUCGAGACCAAACUGCUGGACGUCUGAGAAACCAGCUGAAAGAGGAGCAGCAAAAAAUAUCCAAACUUGAAGAACGGCUCGAGCUGACCAGACUCAAGGAGGAACAAAUGCAGAUUAUUCACAAGAAAGAACUUGAAGCGCAGAUGAAUGUUUCCCGCAUUGCUGAAGAAAAAUUCAAGGAAUCUGAGGCCAUGCUGCAGCAGUAUCUGUUGAAGAUCAAAGAAAUUCAAACUGAACUCGACAUUAAGUCCAUUCCUGGAGAUGCUGAGAGAAAAGCAUUGGAGGAAAUCAACCGCCUCAAGUCAGAGCUUGGCGCCAGAGAUGCAAAAAUUCUAGAUUUGGACACAUCUGUGGCCACGCUUGAAAGAGAACUGCAGAACAUAAAGAAAGAAAAUGUCGAGCAAUACAUGCAAAAGCUAUUCCCAUCUGCCUCUGUUGUCAGCCAACAUUUGCAAGGUGAUUUAAGCCUCACAGAGAUUUACAAAAGGUACUCAAACACUGUUGAAGAACUCAAUAAAACCAAAUAUGAGAGAGACUUGCUGGAUGUAAAACUCAAAGGCUCAAUUGAAGAGUUAAACGUCAAUGCUGAGGCCAUGUCAAAAUGCCAAUCUCGUCUUACGGAGGUAGAGCAGUUAGUCCAAAAGCUCACAACUGAAAACCAGAGGCUCUCGGUUGAAUAUGAAAAUAAGAAGCUUGCUGCAAAGGAAUCUGCUCGAAGUGCCAACCAGCACGCAGUCGACAAAGGACGUCUCAAGCUGCAGAACGAUGAUCUGAGAAAGCAGGUGAUUCGACUAGUACAGGAGAUUGCCGUUCUGAAGUCUGGGAAUCCUGAAAACAUGAGUGACGAGGACCAGUUGGUUCUCUUCAGAAGUGUUGAAGAACUGCAACACAAGAACAUCGAACUGCUCUCUUUGGUGAGGGAACUGCAGAUCAAAACGGAAAACGCUGAAAAGGCUUACGCUGAAGUGGAGAAGGUUGCCAGUUGCAACGAAAGACUUGAAGAACUCGUUGAACAGGUCAAGAGAUACGAGGAGAGGGACACAGCAAAGUCGGAAAUGGUGAAACUGCUCAUUCGGCAGCGAGAUCAUUUUGAAGAAAUGUCCCAAAUGGCAAUCAGAAAUGCCGAGGAGAAGGUGCAAGAAAUGCGGAAGAGCAUGACUCCUGUAAAGAGCGUGCAGGAUAUGGAUGUCGACUCCUCUGCUCCAUCCCCAUCAAGUGAAGAAUCUCAACCAGUAAAUUCUCAGCCUGAGAGUAGAGUUUUGUCACCCCGCACUCCAGCACCAGUUCAGAGACAGCCUUUUUAUCAGCAGAGAAGUAUGUCUCUGAAUUCUCAGCAAAGAAUGAACAGACCACAGAUGGGAUCACCUCGGUUCUCUCCUUACAACACGCCUCCUGCCCCAUCAAGAGCUUACUUGGAUGGACUUCAGGCCCGACUCAAAAAAUGUCAAGAGGAGCUGGACAGCACUACGAAAAAUUUUGCCGAAUACAGGGAAAACUCUAAGAAAAACAUGGACAUGGUGAUUGAUGACAUGGAAAAGAUGCGCUCUGAUUUGCACGACGUGAAACUCGAAAAGGCUAAUCUGAGGGCCAUGUUCGACACGAGCAAGGACAAACUAGCCAGCAUGAAGAACAUAAUGGACGGACAACAACGGCAGUUGGACGCUGUGCAGAGAAUGCGAGACAUCCAGGACCAGAUCAUCAGAAAGCACGAGAAAUCGGUGGUCGAGCUGAACAAAGAGAUUGUUACCACGUACGCCAAGCUCUCUAGCACUGAAGGACUGCUGGAAAGAGCCAAUGCUGAGAUCCGUCGACUCAGGGUAAGCGAAACCUCUGCCAGAACUGAGUGCGAGUCACUGAGGGCGUCAACGGCCAAUCAGAAUUUGGUGUACCUCGGCGCCCAAGAGUUGAAGGCGUGCAGACAGCGGGCAGAGGCUGAGGACAGUCUGAUAUUGUCCAAUCAACUCCAAGCGGUGCAGAACGAGAACAGGGACUUGAAACAGAGACUCGAGACAGGUCAUGUGCAUCUCAACGACGAAAUAAACAAUCUCAAAGCCUGCCUCAACAGGGAUCAAGCCCUGCUACAAGGCGCCCUUGCUGAAAAAGCCAGUGCCCAAGCCGAGUGCGCUCGGGCCACUGAACUUCUUGCCCAAGCGCAAAGAGACGUCCUCGUUUUGAGAACAAACAAAAAUCCGACCGUCGCUGCCGAGGCCCAGACGGACGCUGAGUUGGAUCUGACAGAGAAAGUGGCCACGCUGGAGGAACAUCUGAAUUUGGCAGAGGAAGGAAAAAGAACUGCCGAAGCGGAGAUAGUAGAUCUCACUGGAAAACUGGCCAGCGCAAUGGACGCUUUGGCCCAGACACAGAAACUCUGCAAUGAACUGCAGCAAAAAUGUAAUGCUGUUCAUGAUCUGGCCGAGGAAGAUAAAAAUGCGGCCAAACAAAAGUUGCACGCCCUGGAAGGUGAACUAUCCGUGGCGAGAGAGGAACUGUCUGUGGCCAAAGAACAACUUUGUCGUGCUGAGAAGCAGAUUGAGACUCUUCGAGCGGAGCUUGUCGAAGCAAGCAGGCAGCACGCCAUCGCCACCGUAGGUCUGGAGACGGAGGAAGCCAUCAAUAAGGUAACAAACGAAUUGGCUGCCUUGAAAGAAAAGCAGGAGAGAUGCGAAGAGACUCUGGAGAGGGAGAAGGAACAGCACAAGUUGGACUUGCAAGCUUUAGCCAUCACCAGAAAACAAUUGGUUGCGUCGGAGAAGAGCGUUCUCGAGUUGAAGGAAAGGAUUCUUUGUCUGGAGGGAGAGGUGCAGAUGGCCAAGAACAGCUUUGAGAACGCCAAGUCGAUGGCCAGUGUUGUUUCGGGCGAUCGAAGUGAUCUCGUCCAGGAGCUCAAAGCGCACAACGCGGUCCUCCACGAGCAACUGCAGCAGUUUAUGCAACAGAGCGCGGGGCAUCCUCUGAACCUGAGCGGCUCGUUCUCUGAAGAAGACACUCCUGAGCCAUUGGUUCAGGUAAUGAAACACCUUCGCCGUGAGCGGGACAUGGCACAGUCGAAGGCGGACGCACUGGAGGCGAAGGCGGCCAACCUCAGGCUGCAAAUAGACACGCUGGAGCGGAAACUGGAGGAGGCCAAUGAAGACAUGAAAAGGAAAAGGGAGGAGGAGACGGGUCAACUGAUGACCUCCAUUCCGCAGAGCAGGUACGAGGAGCUGUUGAGGCAGUCGGACACCCUAAAUGCGCUCACAGACUCAAGCAUCGUGCAAAGACAAAAGAACGACGCUCUGUCCAAGGAAAAUGCAGAGCUGAAACCUAAAUUGAAGGCGGCCCAGGAGGAGAUUGAGAGUCUCAAGAAUAGGAACAAUCUGUUCCAAGAGAAGAUUGUGGCCGAAGAGGAGAACUCGAAGGAGCUCUUGGAAAAACACAGACUAGAGACGAACAGGGCAAAUCUGGCCGAGUCGAAGCUGAGGGAGUUGGAGCAAAAGUUGAAUACGUCCGGAUCGUCACAGCAAAACAUGACCGCAGAAAUUUCAAACCUGAAAGGACGCAUCACCAACUUGGCUCAGGAAAUGCAGAAGAAGAUCGUUGAGAAUAAGAAAGUCUCGCUUGAGAGGGACAACUUGCAGAAGCAAUUGGAUGCGGAGAAAAGUUCGGCCAGCAAAAUUGCCCAAGAGUUGGCUCAAGAAAAGACGAACGUGACCUCCAAAUCAGCAGAAGUGGAACAGCUGAAGAAAAGUUUGGACGAGUCAAAGAAAGAGGCUUCAGCUAAGGUCAUCGAGGUGACUGCAACAGCAACUAAAAUCAAAGAAGCUCUGACCAACAAGGAAAAAGAGUUCGAAGAUUUGAACAACAAACACUGCAAGGUUCGUGCCAUAGCAAAGAAGUACAAAGAUCAGUAUGAUGCCUUGGCUGCCGACUCGAAGAGCAAAGCUGAUGCAGUCGCUCUGACUGGAGCUCAAGAACAGGCUAAAAUCCAAGAGAUGGAGGCUAAGGUUGCAGAGAUGCAAACGCGUCUGGCAGAAGCAGAGACUAAAUCAACGGAAACAGAAAGUGAGCUGCAGAAACUCAAUGAAAGUCUUGAGGUUAUGACCAAGCAGCUUGAAGAAAAGGCCACGCUUUUGGAGCAAGAGCAAAAAACCAGUUCUGAGAGGCAGAACCGAAUUAAAACCGUCAUUGCGCAAGCCAGAACAAAAAUCAAAGAGCAAGCUGACCUGCUUGCCAAGAAGGAAGCUGCCAUAAAAGAAAAUUUAGAAAAGAUCAAAGAAAUGGAGAGUGUCGUCCAAGCUGCCAGCAAUGAAGAAUCUGUGAUUUCCCAACUGAGGAAAGAGAAUGCGGAGCUGAAGGCUUUGAUGGAGCAGACCAAGCAGGAAUCAAAAGCUUCCAAACCCACAGCUGGACCAUCAGGCACCACUCCGUCCGUGAAAAUUCGACCAAUGGCUUCUCAAGCUCCAAAAGUCAAGCCUCAAACUUCUGUCGCUGUCAUUCCGACCACUAGAGCUGCACCAACUGCUCGACUCCGCCCUAUGGUGAACACUCCAGUUCGCAACGUAGCUGUUCUUGCUCCUAGCCCUCAAGAUCUUCCUUCAACCAGUGUCACUCCAAUCCAGGGCACACCUCGCUCUCAACCCUCAGUCAUAAGAGUGGCCCCAAGAGAAGAGCAUUCCAGUGAUUCAUCUACAAGCCUGGAUGAGACUGGAGCUCCGUCAACCAGCACUAAUGUCUUGCUCGUGCGACCUAAUGAGGUGCACCCACCAGUGUACGGCACUCAGCCCUCCACCUCCAGUGGUCCUGUAAGACUUUCUCUAUCCCUGAAGAGAUCCAGAGAACCAGAGACUGCAACUGCUGCUCCUGAAGAACCUCAAGCAAAACAUCUUCAUACUGAAUCAUCUGAAGAGGUUGAAGAAGCUUCUGUGGACCAAGAGGAACAAGAAGAAGUGGUUGAAGAACCCAGCGCCAAUGCUGGAGGCACUGAAGCAGAGGAAAGCGAGGAGGCCAUUAAUGAUGAACUCGAGGAAAUGGCUCUCCAAGCCGAGGAAGAUGAAGAUGAACAAGAGGAGCCUCUGGUAGAUGACAUUGAAGUUCAGCAAGAGCUUGCCGAAGAGCCUGAAGAGGCUGCUGAAGACGAGGAGGCUCAAGCUGAGGAAGCUGGGGAAAGUGACGGUGGUGCAGCUCAAGCCUCUGCCGAUACUGAACGCCCACUCCAAAUUGACCUGGUUCCGCAGGCAGCUCAGGCCCGUGCAAACUUCAUGCUGCCGUUGUUACAACAAGGCUAUGAGGAGGUUGGCGAUUUUGGAAUCGUCCCCUCAACGCCGACACUCUUUGUUCCGCAACGCCAAAGUGGUUUCGGUGAAGUAGUUAGCUCACCACACGUUCCACAGGGCCGUCACUUUACUUUCGCCACUGAAACUGGUUUUUCCUCACAGCUGCAAUCAAACGCGGGCGGUCCUUUGGACUCCGAGGAGUCCGCCGGUGGACAUACAGUUCCUGGAACCCCUAUCGCAAUUUCGCCAGAUGAUGUUGUGCCGAAUAUGCCUUCGGAGAGUCAGGCCUCGGACGAAAUGGACGCUGGCAGUCUAGACAGCCAGAAUUCACAACAUGGUGCAAGCUCGUCAAGUAAUGACGCUCGAGCUCCAGUUGACCCGCCGUUAGGAACUCCUCACAUGCAGCGUUCCAUUCCCAGAGGCAAUUUUAAUUCAUUAAGAACACCGAUGUCAACUGGUCGAGGAGCCUCUCGUGUGGCUCGGCCACCCAUGUCAGCAAGACCGGCCCCGAUUGUUUGGGAUAGAGAAUUUCCAGAGCGUGGAGGCCGGGGUGCGCACAGGGCGUCAGGGAUUGGUGCGCAAAGGAGCCGGGGUCGAGGUCGGGCUAGGGGAGGAAACCCAUUCCAAAGGGGACGCUAGGACAUGCGUCAAAAUCAUUUUUAAAUUUUCUUUUCAUUUUAAAUUCAUGAAUUUUUACUCAACAAUAAAACAGCAAUUGCUAUGCUU
Molecule: messenger RNA, 6699 nt
Organism: Neocloeon triangulifer
Lineage: Eukaryota; Metazoa; Arthropoda; Insecta; Ephemeroptera; Baetidae
Product: nucleoprotein TPR-like
Exons: 19
Coding region: 169-6612 (2147 amino acids)
Biological process (GO): mRNA export from nucleus
Cellular component (GO): nuclear pore
Molecular function (GO): structural constituent of nuclear pore
Source: RefSeq, a predicted model, not a curated record